Molecule: messenger RNA, 2291 nt
Organism: Heteronotia binoei (common prickly gecko)
Lineage: Eukaryota; Metazoa; Chordata; Lepidosauria; Squamata; Gekkonidae
Gene: TGFBI
Product: transforming growth factor beta induced
Exons: 17
Coding region: 68-2092 (674 amino acids)
Biological process (GO): extracellular matrix organization; cell adhesion
Cellular component (GO): extracellular matrix
Molecular function (GO): cell adhesion molecule binding
Source: RefSeq, a predicted model, not a curated record
GCCGCUCAGCCUCCUGUGCCCGUCUAAGCCGCUGCUCGCCUCGCUCUCCUGCCCCCCUCCCCUCGAGAUGCGCGCCGGACUCCUGCUCCCGGUGGUCUUGGCGGUCUGGGUCACGAUCGCCUUUGCGGCCAGGAAGCCUUACGAACAAAUCCUGCAUCACAGCAGAAUCCGGGGCAGGCAUCAAGGUCCCAAUGUCUGUGCUGUGCUGAAGCUUAUUGGAACAAACAGGAAAUACCUGCCAAACUGCAAACUCUGGUACCAGAGGAAAAUCUGCGGCAAAUCAACAGUGAUUGCCUAUGAGUGCUGUCCUGGAUAUGAAGAAGUUCCAGGAGAGAAAGGCUGCCCAGCUGCUUUGCCACUCGCAAACCUUUAUGAAACACUUGGCAUUGUUGGAGCCACUACCACUCAACUCUAUUCUGCCAGCUCUAACCUGAGUGCUGAAAUCACUGGCCCUGGAAGCUACACGAUUUUUGCUCCAACCAAUGAGGCCUGGGCAUCUUUGCCUGCUGAAAUGUUGGAUUCUUUGGUGAGCAAUGUUAAUAUUGAGCUGCUAAAUGCUCUUCGCUACCACAUGGUGAAUAGGCGAGUCCUGACUGAUGACUUGCAACAUGGAACAAGUCUACCUUCAAUGUACCAGAAUAUUGACAUCCAGAUCCAUCAUUAUCCAAAUGGAAUUGUGACAGUGAACUGUGCAAGGUUAUUGAAGGCUGACCAUCAUGCUACUAAUGGAGUGGUUCAUCUUAUAGACAAAGUCAUUUCUACAACAACAAACAGUAUCCUGCAAAUUAUUGAGAUUGAAGAAAAUCUUGAGACCCUUAGGGCUGCUGUGGCAGCUGCUGGUCUUAACAAUCUGCUGGAUAGUGAAGGCCAGUUUACAUUGUUGGCUCCUACCAAUGAGGCCUUUGAGAAGAUCCCACAAGAAACUCUGAACAGGAUCCUAGGAGACCCAGAAGCUUUAAAAGAUCUGUUGAGUCACCACAUCUUGAAAUCGGCAAUGUGCGCUGAGGCCAUUAUCGCUGGCUUAUCGAUGGAAACGCUGGAGGGUAACAUGCUGGAAGUGGGCUGUAGUGGUGAUGAACUGACUCUCAAUGGAAGGCCCAUAAUUGCAAACAAGGAUGUCAUAGCAACUAAUGGUGUGAUACACUUCGUCAAUGAACUACUUAUCCCAGAUUCAGCUAAAACUUUGUUGGAAUUGGGAGAAGAAUCUGAAGUCUCAACAUCCAUUGACCUUUUUAGACAAGCUGGUCUCAGUUCACACCUCACUGGAAAUGAACGACUAACACUCCUUGCCCCCAUCAACUCCUUCUACAAAGAUCACACUGCAUCUGCAGACAGAAACUUGCUCCUGGAUCACAUUGUUAAAGACCAGCUUUCCUCUAAAUAUCUUUUUCAUGGACAGCAGCUGGAAACAUUGAGUGGCAAGAAGCUGCGAGUAUUUGUCUACCGCAAUAAUCUCUGCAUAGAAAAUGCCUGCAUUGCAGCCCAUGACAAAAGAGGAAGAUUUGGCACCUUGUUCACUGUGGAUAAGGUUUUGACUCCUCCUGUAGGAACUGUUAUGGAUGUCCUCAAAGCAGAUGAUCGUUUCAGUACCUUAGUGGCUGCCAUCCAGUCUGCAGGCCUCACAGAAACACUGAACAGGCCAAAGUCCUUCACAGUAUUUGCACCAACAAAUGAAGCUUUCCAAGCCAUGCCACAGGGAGAGCUGAACAAACUUAUGGGUAAUGCUAAAGAACUUGCCAACAUUCUGAAGUAUCACAUUGGGGAUGAAAUAUUGGUUAGUGGAGCGGUUGGCGCUGUUGUACGGUUGAAGUCUCUGCAGGGUGAUAAACUUGAAGUCAGCACCAGAAGCAAUAUAAUAAAUGUCAACAAGGAGCCUGUUGCUGAGGCAGACAUUAUGGCCACUAAUGGUGUGAUUUAUGCUGUGAAUACAGUUUUACAGCCACCAGCUUUUAGGCCUAAUGAAAGAGGUGAUGAACCUGCAGAUCCUGCACUGGAAAUCUUCAAGCAUGCUUCUGCAUCAUCCCAGAUUUCUCAAAGGAGUGCUCGGUUAGCUCCUGUGUAUUCCAGACUGUUAGCAAGGAUGAAGCAUUAAAGUGAAAGCCAUUGUUCCUGUAAAGCACAAAUAGGGAUUCAGCCAGAGUUUUUUUCAUUGGGUUUGUUGAAAAAAAGGACUCUGUUAUUCAUCUGUUUUUGUUCUUUUUUUUUUUUUUAGUAAACCAAGUAUUACACAAAUAUCAUGUUUUCCAUUUGAAAUGAAGGAGAGAAAAUAAAAGCCAUAUAUAUUUAAACCA